UUCAACGCAAGUAUCACCGCCCCCUGAUCAUGUGAGAAGAAAGAUUUAAAAGGUCUUUUUUCCCGAAAGUUUCCAAGCUCUAUGUAAUCUCGCAGGGGCGAAAUUUUUAUUGUUCGGGCAGCAGAGACACUUGCCAUCUCAAUGCUGCAAACCUUUAUGAGCCUGAAUUCAGUUUCGCGACCGUAGUACACCAGCGUUUUACUUGAAAUACUUAUAUAAAAAGUGGUACAAGAAAUAUGUUCAAGAAGCAUAAAAGCAAAGUGUUGAUAGACUAUGCAUCGGAAGAAGACGACAUGUCGUGCAGUCACCGGCGCACUUUCAAGUAUAAAGAUCCAGAUGGUAAGGAGGAAAUCGCAAGUUCCGGGUCAAAGCAGAUCAAAAGCAAAAAAUCUAAGUCCAAGAGAGAGAAAAACAAGAAAUCUCUGUUUAAAGAUGAAGAUGAGCAUACACUCCUGACAGGUGCCGCUUCAGAAAACGGAAAGGGGUCCAGCAAAAAGCAGAAAGAUAGGGAAAGAAAGAAAAGCUAUAUUGAAAGGGGUCACUGCCUCUGGGACAGUAUUACCAUGUCGAUGAGGCAGAUCACACCCGCCAAGAGGGUGGGCAAGACGGAAAGCGGGGAAGCAGCACAUCUCAGCGAGGGGACCAGCGUGGUGGGCGAUGCCAGUGUUGAUGCCAUGCUACAGCCGGACAGGUGUUCCUCCUGGACUGGUGCAGAGGAGGACUCAUCAAGGUACACCAACCUGAUAGAAUCCAAAAUCCCCAGCAUCCAGUGGACGGCCAGGGCCAAGGGAAGGCUGGCUGAAAUUAGGAGGCGGAGCCGAGAGGGUGUUUCUGAAAGGUGGGAGGGGCUAAAAUAGAAUUAUACCUGGAUAGGUGCUGCUAUUGGUUUUUAAAAUUUGUACAUAUUUAUUUUAAAUUUCGUAACAGUCCUAGAUGUCUUUGGACUUUAAAAUGUUGAAAUAGUUUAACAUGCUGAAGCUAAUUGGAGUUACAAAAUUGCCCGUAGGAGUGCAUGUGUGAGUGAAUGGUGUGUGAGUGUGCCCUGCGAUGGGCUGGCCCCCCAUCCUGGGUUGUUCCCUGCCUCGUGCCCAUUGCUUCCGGGUUAGGCUCUGGACUGCUACCUAGAAGGAUAAGUGGUUUGGAAAAUGGAUGGAUGGAUAGCUUAUUACAGCCCUCAAACAUUCAUUUUGUGAGAAUACUAAAACCAAAAUCAUUAUACCUUUCAUAUUUAAAGAAUCAGAAUGAAAGAAAUUAGAACACUGGUAUUGACGAUGAGGUUUUGCUUAUUUGUCAUUUUUUACUCCAGGACAGUAAUAAUGAUUAUUGUAUCCUGCAUUGUACUGUACUGUGAUAUAGAACCUAGAUGGCAAAGCUGCACCAGCUAGUGCUCAAUAGGUAAUAAUUCUUGCAGCUUGUCGGUCGCAGAAACUGAUUUGAAGCAUUUGUUUUUCCUGCCUUACGAUCCACAGAUCAGGAACCUUUAUGCAGCCUGAAAAACUACUCCAUGUAAUUGUUUUCUUUCUUACAACAUGUGAAAACGGUUUAACAAUGAUUAAGAAUAGUACAAUGGUUAAUAUAUAAAGAACAACUUCCCUGGUGACUCCAAGCUAAAUUUAAAUAGAGAAAGGAAUGACCAGACAACUAUUUAUUUGCAUUAUGGUUCUGUAAUGUUUGUUCAGUCCUUAUUGAGAAGAGUCAUGUGUUUCAAAACAACCUUUAGGAAAAAGUGUAAUGUGUAGAAAAAUAGAACAUUUUAAUUGGAUUUACUAGUCAUAGAUUUACUACUUUAAACCAUACAAUGCCGUGUUGUUCAUUUAAAAUAUUUUUUGUCCAACUGCAGGAAAAGCAUUCUGGGAUAUUUGAAUUCCACAGUGAUUAAUUACCCCUUUAAGAAAUCUUUUACAGCAUACUUAAAAUAUUUCUUAGGCUUCUAUUCAGCCGUAAUCCCCAGUAUUACAGAGUAAGAUCAUAACACUGGUCAAGUUAAGAAGAUUUAUGUAACCUAAAUUCCACUCUGUGUUUAGCUGACCUACUCAUUUUUAAAUGGCCAAUAAGUUCAUGUAUCAGCAAACGUCAGUAUUGUUCUGUAAGGCUGAACCGUCAUGACUGAAAUGUACAGCAAAAAUUGAAAAAACCUGUUUCAGCCAUUUCCUUAGAAGUGUUUUUAUAUUGUAAAAUCAGAUUACAUUACAAUCAGAAUAUAUUGCUGUAAUUUCAUAAAUAAAUAAGUCUAAAAUGUA
Brienomyrus brachyistius is the source of this 2240-nucleotide messenger RNA. RefSeq lists its product as uncharacterized. The record is from RefSeq and is a predicted model, not a curated record. Gene Ontology annotation, biological process: spermatogenesis. Lineage: Eukaryota; Metazoa; Chordata; Actinopteri; Osteoglossiformes; Mormyridae. Gene Ontology annotation, cellular component: nucleus; cytosol. The coding region runs from base 237 to 857 and encodes 206 amino acids. The transcript is spliced from 4 exons.